AUGAGUGUGUCGUUUUGGAAUAGGAAAGAGAGGAGCAGGCGCGGGUUAUAGAAACUAGUGCGUUGUUGGAAUCGAAAGAAGAGGAGAAGAAGUUCUGUUUGGAUAAAUACUGGGUCAUCUUUUCUGUCGAUUUCGAAAGGUUUCGAAUUGAAGCGGUAUUGUUUGUGCUCGAGUUUGGGAUUUGAGUGAUCGAUUCGAAAAGGUUCAAGGAUUAUGGUUUAUGCUGCUGCUGCUGCUUUGUUUGAAUUGGGUUGUUUCAGAUAUAGAUAGAGAGCAGCAGGAGAAGAAGAGAGAGGACGACAUGGAUCCGGAGCAGACAUUCAUACGCGUACAAGAGCGCUUCUCUCAGAUCCUGACGCCAAAAGUGAGAGCUGCUUUGGAGUAUAUCUACCUUUUCAUCGCGAUCACUCUCUUCUGUAUUCUCGUUGUUAUGCAUGCCAAUUACGUUCAGCAGCCUGGCUGUUCAAGUGAGCUUCCUGGAGUUGAAACAGCAGACGCAGAAAUUAUUCAUGUUAAGAUUUCCAGUGCAGGCUUGUGGUCGCAGAAUGAGUCAGAAUUCACCAAUGGGAUAAAUGAUGUCCCCGAGACGAAAUUUGUGGUGGAUGAAUUAGAAUUUGCCAAUGUAAAUGGGGAUGAGAUUCUGGAUCAUCAGGCAGAUAGCUGUAUGCCAAAUGUUGAUGAUGCGGUUAUGAAAACUGAAAUAGAGGAGUCACGUAGUAGUUUUCCUUUAUCUGCAAAAGAGACAUUCAAAGCAGCACUCUUUCAUUUUAGCAACAAGUGGCACAGGCGUCUAUCAUUCCUUUGGAAGCAUGGAACACAUAUUGUUGGAAGUUUGUGGAACAUUGCAGGCAUACAUUUGGAUCUUGAUAUUCCAAAGUGGCUGCAUAUACUUCGAUUGGACAGGCUUAACUCGUAUGCAGUGCAGUGGCUUGAGAACAGAAGCAAAACUUUUGAACCAACUUACUUAUACACUGUGGAAAAGGGUUAUUUCUUACUGCCUGAAAGUGCAAGAGCUCAGCAUAAUAUUCGUACUGUAAACAUAAGCAUAUCAGCUCGACAUUCCUGUUUCGGAAACAGGUGGCAGCAGCUACUGAUUAACAGAUUUGUUGGGUACGAUACUAUUUUGAUAAACAGUUUACUGAGUUCUCCUGGUCAAGGUUAUCUUUAUAAUUUUCAAACCAAGGAGUUCUUUAAUCUUAGUUAUGCACAUGAACCGCCAGAGGGUCCGGCAAGAUUUGGAGACUACCUCGUGACAAAGUGUGGCGUUCUUAUGAUGUCUCUAUUUGUGUUCUUUACAACCACUAUGUCUGUGUCAUUUACUUUGAGAGAGACGCAGACUAGGAUGCUGAAGUUUACAGUGCAGCUUCAACACCAUGCUCGUCAUCAGCUUCCAACAUUUCAGUUGAUUUUUGUGCAUGUAAUUGAAUCACUUGUCUUUGUCCCGAUUAUGAUUGGCAUAUUGUUUUUUCUGUUCGAGUUUUACGAUGAUCAACUAUUGGCUUUCAUGGUCCUAAUUCUUGUCUGGUUGAGUGAACUAUUUACCCUGAUCAGUGUUCGCACGCCCAUAUCAAUGAAGUUCUUUCCCCGCUUCUUUCUGCUCUACUUCCUGGUUUUUCACAUCUAUUUCUUUUCCUAUGCUUAUGGUUUUUCCUAUUUGGCUCUUUCUACGGCUGCAGCAUUUAUGCAGCAUCUCAUUCUAUACUUCUGGAACCGUUUUGAGGUACCAACUCUACAAAGGUUUAUUCAAAAUCGAAGAUCACAACUCCAACAACACCCAGAUUUCCACAUUACUUCCUCCACAUUCCUUGCCUCAACUUUGCAUAUCACAAGAUUAAACACAAGAAAUCCUGGUCCAGUCAAUUCUGACACAGUCUCUGGGCCUGGGCUGAGAUCUGGAUCCAAUCCAGCAGUGCCUUCAAAUGGAGCUGAAGCUCCUGGCUUUCAUGAACGAUCAGGCAAUGAGAACCCAGUGCAAAACCCUCUUCAGGUUCCAGGCCAAACUGACCUGAAUCAAGCAGAGAAUGGCCCAAACCCCAGCACUAUGAAUUCUUUCAGUUCACUUUUGUUGUGGAUAUUAGGAGGAGCUUCCUCUGAAGGCCUCAACUCAUUUCUUUCUAUGUUCAGAGAUGUCCGAGACCAAGGACAAGCUUAUGCUGAAUCUCCCAGGCAAGAAAAUCAGGAUGGAAGAUAGUACUUGGACAUUGCUUGGGAGAUCUACGUCCCUUGCUUUAGUUGUAGACCUAAAUGUAUGUAUUUUAACUAGUAUAGCAGAGUAUGGUAGAUUAAAGAAAAGUGUAUGCGGGAUUUACAUAUAUGUAUAGAAGUAGUGAUAUGUAAAGGAUAUGUGACAUCCUGUUGAUUUAUCUCAAGUCGUGUUUUUACUUGAAUUGUUACAGAUCCCUCGACUGGGAUGGCACAUGUAAUUGCUUUGGCAGAACUAGUGAAUUGUAAACAUUGACAAAUAGGAAUGGUACCUUUCCUUUGUAUGUUCAGUACUGCAUGCAAAGGCGCUGAGCUAA
Rosa chinensis is the source of this 2519-nucleotide messenger RNA. Its product is annotated as membralin-like protein At1g60995. The transcript is spliced from 17 exons. Bases 221 to 2191 code for a protein of 656 amino acids. Gene Ontology annotation, cellular component: endoplasmic reticulum. The record is from RefSeq and is a predicted model, not a curated record. Gene Ontology annotation, biological process: response to endoplasmic reticulum stress; positive regulation of ERAD pathway. NCBI's taxonomy places the organism in Eukaryota, Viridiplantae, Streptophyta, Magnoliopsida, Rosales, Rosaceae.